ACUUGACCAAGAACAAGCUUACCUCUCUGGCGCAGCUACGCGGGGAAGACUUCCCUAGUUUGAAAAUCCUUCGCUGUAAGGGCAAUCUCCUCCUGUCCGACUCGCUGCAGUUGGCUUUGCCGAGGUUGAAAGAGCUCUAUCUUGGUCGCAACCAGUUGAGCUCAAUUCCUCCGUUGACCGGUUUGCCUUCGUUGGAGGUGUUGAUAUUGAACCACAACAGGAUCCAGACCGAGCUAUUCGGAAAAGACUUGGCGAAAGCGAAGGAACUGAGGAAAGUCGACCUGCGUGCGAACCUGAUAGCGAACAACCCGAAUAAUUUCUUGAAAUCUCUCGUGAGGUUGCAAGGGUUGACAAAAUUGAGCAUGUUCAAGAUAGCGGAGAACCCCUUCUGUGCUCUUUUUCCCGAGUACCAGAGCGUCCUCUACGGUUUCCUAGCCGCUGCCGGCGUGGUUUUGAAGCAGCUAGACCGAAUAGCACUUGGAGGAGCAGCCGACGGCAGUGAAACUGCCGAAAAGAACAUCGAUCCCCACAUGAUCGAAGUGUACGAACAACUGGUCACUGAAGUGCACAUUCCAGACGGAGAGACACUGCAGGAUUACGUCCUAGACGCGAAGUUGAUCUCACCGACGUCGGCGAAAGUAGUAGCCGAUACGGAUAUCCCGGCUUAUGCGAAGGACCCGGUGCUGAAAACUGCGAUCAUGGGGGGCGCCAGAGCGUCUACGGCGAAAGGAGGGCCGCCGUUAGACCCGACCGCGGAAAUUGAGGAUAUCAAGGUUUUAGCAGGAGACCUCUUGCUGAUGGAUGGACGGUUACAAGGCACGAAAUUGGAGACGUUUUUGCUAGCCACAGCUUCGUCUUUCAAGUAUCCUCUGUGUCUGCGUUUCUUGCAACUAGCGCACCUGUCGAUGGUUUUCAAUGAGCGUCUGGAAAAUAUGGCUCCAGCUCAGAUGGCCCUCUUCGGUGCGGAGGACAGAAAAGGACGUGGUAUGGUUUCUUCAGG
Amoebophrya sp. A25 is the source of this 1000-nucleotide messenger RNA. The record is from the annotation of a GenBank genome assembly. Lineage: Eukaryota; Dinophyceae; Syndiniales; Amoebophryaceae.